This is a messenger RNA of Diorhabda carinulata, 10695 nucleotides long. Its product is annotated as membrane-associated tyrosine- and threonine-specific cdc2-inhibitory kinase. Gene Ontology annotation, biological process: protein phosphorylation. The transcript has 7 exons. The coding region runs from base 136 to 1626 and encodes 496 amino acids. Lineage: Eukaryota; Metazoa; Arthropoda; Insecta; Coleoptera; Chrysomelidae. Gene Ontology annotation, molecular function: protein kinase activity; ATP binding. The record is from RefSeq and is a predicted model, not a curated record.
AUUACUCCUUUGUUGAGUUGACAACACCGCAGAAAACAAAAAUGGUGGUUUAUGCAAGCGUCAUGUAAAAAAGAGUAAAUUUCUAUUUGGUUUGUUUUGUUGUGAUUUACUUAUAGGACACUUUAUGUUACAAAGAUGGCAAAUCGUAAGCGAGGAACAUUUGCAUUACCAGAUGAAUUGAAAACCGACGAGAAAUUGUCAACUAAAAAGGAGUUAGCUCAACGUAAAAUACCUCCAUGCCCACCGGUGCCUAAUAAAAUCUUUAGAAAAAGUAUUCUUGCUUCCAAUGGAGCUUUUGAUAAACCUAAGGCUAUAUACUUUAACAACACAGUUGAAUUAAGUCCAAACUACAAUCCAAACCUAGAUGCGACAUACUUUGAACAAAUAUACCCUUGUCACUCUCUAAUUGGAGAAGGCAGUUUUGGUAAAGUUUAUAGAGCAGAAGGGGCCUAUGAUAAACAACAAUAUGCUAUAAAAAGACUGAAACCCAUGAUUAGUUUUCAUGACAGAUAUGCUGAAAUUAAAAAUAACGAAAAAGUUGGUGUUCACCCAAACUGUGUUCAAUUUUAUAUGGCAUGGGAGGAAGGUUGUGAAGUGUUUAUGUUGUUAGAAGCUUGUCAACUUAGUCUAUCUGACUAUGCAGCAAGGAAUAGUGAUAUUCAGGAAGAUUUAUUAUGGGACGUGCUUUAUGAUAUGUGCCAAGCAUUAAAAUAUUUACAUGGAAAAGAUUUGUUGCACUUAGAUGUUAAACCAGGGAAUAUUAUGAUGAAAAAUGGGCAUUACAAACUUGCCGAUUUUGGAAUACUGGUUGAUUUGAAUUUGGCACCUAAAGGCAUUAAAUCUACAUUGUCAGAUGGUGAUUCGAAAUAUUUAGCAUUAGAAGUUCUUGAAGGUAUAUACACGCCUGCCUGUGAUAUUUUUGGACUAGGAUUAAGUCUUAUGGAAUUAUCAGCUGACUUAGAACUACCCAGUUAUGGUCCUUUGUGGCAACAGCUUCGCCAUGAAAUCUUACCUCAGUCAUUUUAUGACAGGGUCUCUCUUGGAUUUAAAGUGAUUAUUGAGCGCAUGUUGAAACCUGAAUAUGAGAAAAGGCCAUCAGCUGAAAAAAUACUGAAAUUCAAUACCAUGAAGACAAUUCAGAAACGGGACAAAAAGAAACCUCGUAAUAAUUAUGUGACUGACUUUGUGAAUCAAGAUGGUGAAGCUGACUUACUUGGAACAGAUAAUGAGAAUAAUAAUUUGGAAACACCUCGAUGUCAGUAUCAUGUAAUGAAUUAUGAACCCUAUGGACUUAGAUUAUCAUCUGAAGGUCCCCCCCGUUUCAACCUUAGUCCUAAGAUUUUAUUCUCUGAUGAAAAUCUUUGUGGAAAAACCAAUUCUCCACUUUCCGCAGAAGAAUUUUUCUCUUCUGCAAGAGAAUCCAGCUUAAAUUCUUCUGAAAACAGCAUGUUAGCUGUUACACUAAACCAAACAGAUGCUGUUCCUAUGGAAACAGAUGGUGAUGCUGAAGCUGAAAAGAAUUUGGUUGAUUCAGAACUAAUGUUUUCAGGUGACGAAGAGGAAAUAAUAACUUCGACUCCUAUAACCCGUAGUAGACUCAGCCGAAAGAUACUAACUUUUGAUUAAUAUUUUUUUUAACUAGUAUUUUCUUGUGCCUAAGCUUGACACUGAUAUAGGUGGAAACCGUCAAUAUUAAAAAUGACAUUAAAUAGGAACCAACUAAUUUUAAAAGUGGUAAUAUUUACUUUUAUACAUAACUUCAACUUUUAAAUUAAUAAUUACAGAUAUGGAGAAUAAUAUGUGCUCAAUGGUUUCUGAUAUUUAAUGAAUUAAAUAAUUCUCAGAUCCUUUCACACAAUUUUCUUGGUAAUAAAUACCAAAACUAAAAGUAUAACAAUAUAAAAAAAGUAAAGUAAUAAAAUCAAAGGAGAUCUUAAUUAGAAAUAAAUCAUGAAGUUAUACUAUACUUAUAUAAACUUUUCUUCAAAAGAAACACAAAUUUUUCAGUUAAAUUAUUAAUUUAACUAGACUUACUGGGUACACGCAUUUUUUAAAAAUUAUUAAUUUUUUGUUUAUUUUAUAAGCUCUUGAUAUGAAAUAAUGUCAGAAAGUAAAAUUUUUAAUAAAAAGUGAAAAAUUAAUAUCUAAGUAUUUAAUUGAAAAUUGCAAAAAUUUCAAAUUUUUAACUACGUAAGAAAACGAUUCUCAUUGGUUUUCAAUUGUGGCGUCAUAUCUUCAAUAAAAACAUUGAGCAGUUGUCUGCUUGAUAAUCACGAGGUUAUCGUUACCGGCAACGUAGCGUGUGCUGUUAUAAAACAGUUUCUAUUUACAGUUACGUAUAAAUAAAACAUUUUUUUAUGUAUAAGAAUAAAGUGAAUAAAUCUUUUAUAGGUUGAAUUCUUACAUUAUUACAUAAUGACGUUAAAAAUUAAAAGCAUAAUAAACUUUAUUACUAUAUAAGAUUAAAAUAAGUUAAAUUUGAAUGUUACUCAAAUUAAAAUGAUCUUGUCAGAAAAAUAGUUACAUCUCGCAUGAUCGUCAAAACGACCAACAUUUUGAAACCAUUUUUGUUGUAGUAUAUUUGAAUUUCUUGGCAUCACAAAAAAACUUUAUCAGGUGUUUUGUCGUGAUAUUUUUACAUCCUAGCACAAAAGUCGAAUUAUAUACAAUUUUUCAGAUUAAUUAAGUUAACGCUUAUUUUAGAAUGAGCAAGAGAAUUUACUUUAUAUCAUAUGUUCAAUGUUUAUUUUAUACCUAUGACGUCACGCAAAAUGGCAACCUUACUGAAAUAUUUAAACUACCUUUAAAAUUUUUGAAUUUUCAAUAAUUUUUCACUCUAUAAAUAUUGAUAAAAGAAUAAAAAAAAUAAUAAAUGUUGUAUAUAAACUAUCGAAAAUUAUUUUUUUCUCAAACCAUGCAAGUACCCUGUUUAUUUUACACAUAGUACAGCUACUAAAAAUUUUCUUCUAGAAAGAUAUCAAUAGAAAUUGUACCAAACAGCAGUUAAAAUCAGACACCUUUUGUUUUCCAAUUCAUAUAAAAAUUAAUAUUUGUUAUCAAAUUAGUUGGUCUACCAAUGUUUAGAAUAAAUAUAGCUAGUCGUGGAGAUAUAGUCAUUUUUUUUAAAUAUUUUGAUAUUAACUUUUUAAAAGUACAAAUAGAACAUUUUAAAAGUUGAUAUCCUAACAAACCACCUAUCAAAUGUUAAUAAGCACAAGUUUAUUCAGUCUUUUUUUUUGAUCUCGGACUUCACUGUACAAUUGUUUUGUAUCAGUUGGUCACUUAUAUUUGCAGGAAAGACUGUUUUUGUUUUGUUUUUCUAUUAAUUUAUUUUCUUGAGAUCUAAUAUUUGUUGAGAGAUAUAAUCAAUAUUAGAAAUUUGUUGACGUUUGAGACAAGUUAUUUUUUUUUUCUGUAUUUUUAAUAGUUAGUAGGAUCGGUUAUGUUCCAUUGGCUAACAGUUGAAUAUUUGUGUUGAAAACAAAAUAAGUAUUAAUACUAAACAAGGUAUUAAUUUAAAUUUUCCGCAUUAAAACGAAAGUAACACAUUUAAAAUUUUAAACCUAUAAGACAGCUCUUUGCAGAAUGGGAAUAUAUUAAUGAUACAAUUACUUUGUAUAAAAAAUUCAAAAUUAUAGUAAAUGCAAAUUCAACAGUAUUAUUUGUAAAUUCCUAAAUAUUUCAAUUGUUGUUUUUUUUUUUCAAAUGAACAUAUAAUUGAAAUCACUAGAUUUUGCUACAUCCAGUCUUAAGCUGAAAAUUUUCCAUUUAUGUAUGCAGUUGUAAAUUUUUGAUACUACUAUUAUAUCACAUUUUGUUCACCACUAUUAUUGUCAUUUUACUAUUUUUCUUAAUAGAUCCCUUAAGUAAACAUAAUAUGUCCCUUUUUUCUCCGUUACGAAGAAAUUAAGGUAUUUUGCAAUCAAAUUAUGAUAAUCCUACAUUUCCACAGUUCAUCUUCCGAAUGUCCCACUGUUUUCAUGCUAGAAUUAAUUCUUCAUGUUAGUAUAGUCCUUAUCAAUUCUCGUUUAUUUCCUAAUAUUGUUUAUUAGAUAGACUAAUGCAUUUAUGGAUAAUUGAGACCAUAAUUUUACCACUUCCAAGUUUAUGCUCCUAUAUUUCGAUCUCUCAAAAAUCAAAAAAAAUUAAUUUUUGAAGACAAUAUGAUAAUAGAAAUAAGUUUUACCAUGGUUUCUUGAUAUACGCCAAUGGAACGUGAGUUUACUUGCGGAAAAUUUUACUAUUUGGUUUGUGAUUGGAAAUUCACAGUUACCAAAGAACUAUUGUCACUAAGAAAGUUUUGUUAACUUAGUAAAAUUCACUUUGUUUGCAAGUUGCUUCCAAUAUGUCUUCCAAAGUAAAAUAAAUUCCUUGAGAAUAUCGAAAUAACAAUGUUUGUCACACCUUUAAUAUUGUUUCAUAAUCUAUUAUAUUGAAUAAGCUUAAGACAAUGUAUUUUUGUUAAGAUUGUUAAUUUGAAUAUAUGUGCGUUUGUUUGAAAUAAAUAGAAAAUGUUAUGUUGUUUAGCUUUAGUAUUACACAUCUGUUCACGGGAAUUAUCGUCAGUUAUUUUGCAGAAUUUACAUACAUUUUUUCUGUAUAUUUAAAAAAGUUCAUUGUUUAUUAUUUUUUGGAGGUAAUUUAUUCAUCUACCUGCACGCGAUUUUUUUGCUUAACAGUUUUAAAUAUAAGUUUCCAAAUAGAUGUAUGUACAAUCUAAAAUCAAGAAGCACAUAGGAAUGUCAAGAAUCUUCCACUCUUUCAUUUGAAAAACUAGAAUAUGUCUGCAGUAAUAGAAGAAAAGUAAAAUAUCAAAGUUGCCUCCUCAAAUAAGAAGAGGACAUUCCAAUGUUAAGGUGUUAGAUUCCUGACCGGAUAUUACCUCAUUAGGUAAGAGGUUUAUCAAAAGACAACUUUCAUUUCUGAGAUUGUGGCUGAAGUAGUCCAAGAUUACCAUUCAAAAGAAGUUCUUUGAUACUAGCAUAUUUUCUAAAAAUACAUAAGGAUAUUUUACCUGGCCCAGAAAACUAAGUACUGAACACAUUACUACGUUUGAAAAACCAAAUUAUCAUCUUCAAUUUACCUUCGAUGUUUGAAGAAAAUAGUUUGGUUAUCUAAACAUGUGUCAAUCAGAUAUUGAAUAUCACGUAAGUUUGAAGAAAUUCUCAGUUAUCAACAAGUAAAGAUUUAAGACCACCAGAUUAACGCCUCUUCAACGAUGCUUCUGAAGUAUAAUAGGCCACUACUUUGUUAAGCAUUUGAUUGUGACCAAAAAUCGAUCAAAACACAUUUCUUUUUUGGGUGUAUAUUAUCCAAUAAACACUCAGUUUUUUUUUCUAAAAACAAGUAAUAUUUUUCUCCAAAUCUUGAUAAACACUUUUAAGUGUCUUUUGAUUACAUUUCAAAACUAGCACAAAUGUAUGUAUAUAUCUGCAAGACGUGUUUGGUUUUCGACGGUUUUUCAACCUGUUUUAUGCACAAAUUCAUUUUUGUUAGAAAAUUUAUUGAAUGUUUUUUUGAAAAAAAAACUGUAUUAUACUUAUGAUUGAAAGUUUGUUAAUUAUAUGAUUCAUGUCACUAUGAACACAGCUAGAUCAACAAAGUGCUUCCAUUUAUUUUAGUCCUUAGUAAUAUAGUUGAAAUCAAUUGUUCGUAAAUUAUGCAAAAUAGUUCCAAGAUAUUUUAAAUUGUGAUACUUACAUUUCUAAUGUCAGCUCGUUGAAAUCAUCAUUCACCUUUCCAUUAGGGUUUUUAGAUAGGUAUGUACCAUUUAAAAAUACUCAAGUUUAGCUGUAAGAAAUUAGCAAAACAUAAUGAAGUUAAUUUUCUACUGUAAGUUGCUUCUCUCCUACAUAAAAAAUUUUUUCCAAGCUUCAUGAAAUUAUAUGUGCAAUAAUAACGGAUUUCAAAUUAUACAGCCUAAAAAUGAAUUGUAAAUUUAUUAUUUAUCCUGUGUUCAUAGUAAAGUGAAAGCCAAUGUGUGCAUAGAUUAUUAUUCAUACGUAUCACACUAUUGAGAAAAAGAUAGUUUUUAAUAAUUUAAUGAUCACUCAUAAGUUGUCUUCAUGAAAUUGAUAUAGCAAGACAAUAAAUAUCGCUCAUACAAAUGUUAAGUAAGAUAGUUUUAACUAAGCAAAAUUUUAUUAAAACAUAGCCAUAUGGUUACAACCAUUUUCAUACAUUGUACAUUUUUAAAAACAAGCGGAUUUCUCAUUUACCCUCAUUGCAAUCUCAAAAAAUUUAUGUUGAAACUUUGAAACAAUUUUGUACAAGCGUAUCCACUGAACUAAAAUUCUAUAUAUCAAUGUUCAAAUGAAUUUCAUUUGAACAUUAUAGUUGGUUCCACAUAUUGUUCUCAUAUCUACUAAGUUUCUUCAUACACAUUGGCCUAACCAGUCGAUUGGUUUUAUUUCAUUCAACCAAUAAAUGAGAAUUUGCUAUCCAAUUCAUAAAGUCAAACUAUGACAUGUAUCAAUUUAUGAUUGAAUCAUAAAAUGCUAUUAUUAUCUGGAAAUAAUCAAUUUGGUAAACAGUUAAAUUGAAAAGCUUUAUUGUUGUUUCCAUUUUGUUUCACACUAACGUUAGGAAAAAAUUUCAAUAUCCCAAGUAUAAACAAAAAUACAAAUCAUUUAGUUAUUCUAUUCUUUUAGAUAGUAAUUAUAGUUAUUUUAAUUAACCCUUCCUCAGUUACUUGAAAGCCCCAAUUAUUAGUUUAUUUUUUGGAAUACGUCAGGGCAAAACUCUUCUAUCACCUAUUGGAAAAUUUGUGGAGAGCUUGUGUCCGUUUUCAGAAAUUUAGUUUUGUCGAAAUAAACAAAAUUCUAGAUUGUGCAUUACUGAUCAAAUUUAAAAUAUAAUUUUUCGAAUCACCUGAAAAUAUUUACAGUCUCAUUUAAGGUGAGAUAAUUUGAAAUAUUCUCUUCUUCUGUCUGUUAUUUAUUGUUGGAUUCUAGUUUUAUUUUGUUUCUGUGUAAAUAUGGAACCAGUAGUAGUUUGUUUACUAUUUGGUAUUGUAAAAACUCCACUUUAUAUAUUGCUGCUUAAAAUAUACUAAACAUAAUGAUAAAAUAAAUGGUCCAAGUUCGUUGAUAUUUGAUUAUUUCCAUUGUAUGUAUCACAUGAAAUGCCAGCUUACAUUAAAUUUAUGAAUGAAUGUACAGUUUUGAUGCUUCAAUCAAAUUGGUACACCCUUUAUAUUUUUUAUAAUAUUCCCAACGCAUUCUUUGUUAAUUAUUGAGUAGAAAAUUUUGUUGGCAAUUUUAAUCAUGUUUAUUUGUUGAUUUCAGAAAUUUGCUUUUGCGGGUAAUUUUUAGUGAGAUUUAUUUCUUAUUCAAAAUAAAAAAAUAAUUUUGAAAUAGUUAUAAGGAGAAAUCUUAUUGGUUAUUAAUUCUAGUGUUAUCAUUAUGUGUUAAAUAUUAAAAAUAUUUUGUUAAAUUGAUAAAACUGAAAUCUCAAUUAUUGACACUGUAAAAUAAUAUAUUGAUAGAUUUCUCUAUUUAAAAAUCUAAUAAAAUCUAAUCACCUUUUAUAGAGUGGCAAGUCAUUCUUUUGGAAUAAUAGUAAGCUUUCAAAAUAUAGUUCAGUACUUAUGCCUGGGUAAAAUAUUUUUUGAAACAUAGAAAUAUUGAUGUAAAAAUUCAAUCUAUCAGUGUAAAUUUCAGUUAUUAUUCCAUAAAGUUGCCCAGCUCACCAGAUUUAUCCUCUAACGAUUCUUUCAUAAAUAACAAAAUAUCAUUAAAAUUUCUUUAAGAGAAUCACAAAUGUUGAUGAAAGCUUAGCUCAAUUAUAAUUGAGGAAUUAUUAAAUUUCAUGUUUAUAUUUUUAGAAUUAAUUUAUUUCAAAACAUCAUGGCACACAACUAUAAUUCAAAUUACUUGUGACAUAUUUUAUCAAAAAUAAACUUUAAUAAAUUAUCGUUUUAAAAUAUCUUUUCUGUGGAUUCAAUCUACACCUCAGCUCUAGUUUUAAUAUAACUAAAUAUAUAUAUAUAAAUAUAUAAUAUUCAAUGCUAACAAAAUCACAGCAAAGUAGGGUACUCAGAGUGGAGUGAAAAUCUAGUAAAACAGUCGAGUUUAUGGUAUUAUUAAAAUUUAGAUUGGUAGAUUUGAUUGUACAAAAAUAACCUAGUGCCCCCUCUGUUUUUUAAUAAAUUUAAAAAAAUAGAACACUCAAAAUUUCAUAUUAUUGUAUAAUGUCAAUAAUUGAAAAUAAAACUAUUAAUCGUUAAUGUAUUGAUUUAGUGUAUUUAAUAUUUUAGCAAGUUACAUAUACUCAAAUAUAAUACCAAGUUGCACGGUCCAAUUACAGCAAUGAUAACCAAAAUGGAACUAUUGUUAGUAACUGAAAAUGAAGAAUUCUUUUUAUCCAAUAAAAAAGAUAUGUAAAUAGAUUAUCAAAAAUAAGACCAAGUUGAAAAAUAUUUGCAGCAGUUGGUUUCUUGUAGUCAAGCUCAUUUAUAUAUGCUAUUCGAUAAUUUUCUAUUUUUAUGGAAAAAGGUUGUUUGACUUUGGUCACCUCUACCCAGAUGGAUGUUAAUCACCAGAUCCGAAGUUUCAUCAUUUUCAUUCCAAAAGGUAUAUAUAAUUUCUUACUGGUUUUCUAUCAACGUUAUGUAUAAAAUUGUUCCCAAUUAUAUCAUAACAAAGAAAUUUGUUUAAUUAAUAAAUUAUCUUGAUAAAAAAUUACCAAACAUAUGCAUAUAGACUUAAAGUUUAGUCUACUGGAGAAAAUUUUUUGGCUAAGAAAAAUAAAAUAACAACUUCGUUUCAAUUUAUCUUUAAUUGAGUAUACCAUUCCAGAUAACGUUGAGAACAUUAAAAUAGAACAGUAGCAGUAGCAAUUAAUUGCUAGAAAUGUCAACAUAUGGCAUAUGAUGAAUCUUCCACAUUAUUGGAACAUUAUGCAAUUAUCUUACCAUUGCAUCUUGACUGCCACUAACUAACCAAAACUAACCAUUGUAUCAUCCAUGAGGUUGAUAACGCUCCAAAAUUAACGUGACAAAUAUCUAAACAAAUAAAUAAGAAAAUUCUACAACACUCCACCUUUGUAAGAUAAAGACAUGUACAUACAGGAUGUUCAGAAACUCCUUUGUCGUAAGCAAAUGACAAAUGUUAUUUUAUGUCCAUCUAACCGAAUUUACCUUUAUCCAUUUAAAGACGAAGCUAGCAAUUCAGUUUUUUUCAUAAAUCCCAAAAAAGCAGCUACCUACAAAUUUCAAGCUUGGUGUAUAGUAAACAAAUUUUCACUGCAGGCUUAUACAAUUUACCAACUUUGUAGGUAGAUAUACGUGAAAAACUGACUUGACAGCGUAAUUUUCGACGGGCGCUAGCUCACUUCGGACGAACUUAGAAAAAUGUAAAUUAGGUUAGAUGGACAUAAAAUCAUAUAGUUUACAUUCAGCAGGAAAUAAUUGGGAAUAUUAUCAAGAGAAGAUAUAACUAAUCAUAUUAAAGUUGCAUUGCUUAAUAAUAAAAUUAUUAUACUGUCGUCAAAACUUCUGCAUGUUAAUAUUGAUGAUCUAUGGAUUCAAAAUAUACUAUAAAAGUUGUGGGAGCAGCAUUACUUUUUUAUAAUCUAAAAAAUUUACGAAAACAGACCCAAGUAUCAUGAGAACCCAUGUCUGCAUUGGGGUCUGUGGAUUUUGUCUGUAGCAACUGCAAUAUCCGGUGCUUGUAUGUUCCUUUACAUUGUGAUAUGUAUUCUAUAUGAAUGUUACAUAGUAACGUUUUGAAUGGGUGAUCUGGGCUUAGUCUUACUUAAUGUGUAAUGCAGUAUAGGGUGAUCCUGUAAUGCAAUCCCAAUAUAUUAUUUUCAUCUACCAAAUCAUAUUACAACUUGUUAGUAUAUCAAUAUUUUUUUAAUAUUUUAAAUAACUUUACCAUAACUGAAUAACUAUUUUUAGGUUCUUCCAUUAAUAUUUAGUACUGAUAACAUAAUUUAAUAGAAAAAAUAUUGGGUUACAAAUUCAUUGCUAAACAUCCAAUAAAUUUAGGAUUUUGUUACAGAAUAUGGCCAAUUACUGUAUUAGCUACUAAUGAUUUGUGCACAUUUUGAAUUUUAUGACAAAGUUAAAAUACAAUUCACGCAAAGAAGAAUUUUUAUGUUUAAUUAUAUAAAUGAAUCAUAUUUAAUACUUUCAUAUAUCUCGAAUUAUUUUCUUGUUUUAGAUGUGAAAAAGUGUCAGAUAAAUUCAAAAUAUGUUCUUAUUUUAGCUGCUGAUAUAAUUCACCCUUUUGUAAUAUUUUAAUUCAAUAACCACCAAAAUACAUACAGUGAUCCAGAAUUAUGUAUCCUAAUCACUCCUAAAAUAUGGAAGCUAUUUUAUCAAAUAUUUUAAAUUCAUGUCAUAAAGAAGUAUUCUCAAUUUAGAAAUUAUUGUACAUAAUUCUGGACCAACUUAUAGAUAUUAUACACUGCCAAUAUAACAAUUUCUGCAGCUGUACACUAACGAUAUAACUAUGUUUUCAUGAAAUGUCUAUUACCAGUAUUCAUUAUUAGAAAGCAGCAUAAUUUACCUCUUUUGUCAAAUGAAUAAGACAGUAUUGGCACUCAUUUAAGAAAUACCUGUUUAUUUUCUUAGAUCACGGUGGUUCAUGUGAUUUUAGUCUAAUAGUAGUUUUAGUUUUAACGCCUAUUUAUGAAAGAAUAUUUUAUACUUUUAUUUUAAUCAUUUUUGUUAAUAAAUUGUUUCUUUAC